ACGGAGUGUCCCUGCACUGCGCGGAGCACCACGUGGCGGUGGAAGCGCUGCGUGGCUCGGGGAGCUCCGUGUCCAUGACGGUCCUGAGGGAGCGGAUGGUGGAACCGGAGAACGCCAUCACCGUCACCCCGCUGCGCCCUGAGGACGACUACAGCCCUCGAGAGAGGAGGGGUGGCCUCCGCUUCCCUGAGCGACCCGAGGGGGCACCUCCCACAGAGAGAUACUCCACCUGCUUGAUGCGCAAUGAGAAGGGUCUGGGCUUCAGCAUCGCUGGUGGCAAAGGCUCCACGCCGUACCGGGCUGGUGACACGGGGAUUUUCAUCUCACGGAUUGCAGAGGGAGGUGCAGCCCAUCGGGACGGGAUCCUGCACGUAGGAGACCGGGUCAUCUCGAUCAAUGGGGUAGACAUGACAGAAGCCAGGCAUGAUCAGGCCGUAGCGCUGCUUACCGCAUCCUCCCCCACCAUCGUCCUGCUGGUAGAGAGAGAGGCUGCAGAGCAGCCCGGCGAGGGAGACGCGCCUGGCGCGCCGUGGGUGCGCAUGCACUCCCCACCGCCACCCCCCAGCCAUGGGGAGAGCCCACCAGAGGAGAUGCCUUCGCUGCAGAGGAGCCAGCUCUCUAAAGGCCUGGAGGAUCAGUAUCCCAUCGAGGAAAUUCACCUCGUAAAAGCAGGUGGUCCUCUGGGGCUCAGCAUCGUGGGAGGCAGCGACCAUUCGAGCCACCCGUUUGGGAUUCAUGAACCAGGGGUUUUCAUUUCAAAGGUCAUUCCCCGCGGGCUGGCGUCUCGCAGUGGGCUGCGGGUAGGGGACAGGAUCCUGGAGGUGAACAGCAUUGACCUGCGCCAUGCCACGCACCAGGAGGCCGUGAACGCUCUGCUCUCCAACACCCAGGAGCUGAGCGUGUUAGUAAGGCGAGAUCCACCACCGCCUGGCAUGCAGGAAAUAUGCAUUGAAAAGGCUCCAGGAGAAAAGCUGGGCAUCAGCAUCCGGGGUGGAGCAAAAGGUCAUGCUGGAAAUCCGUUUGAUCCUACUGACGAAGGCAUCUUCAUUUCUAAGGUGAGCUCCUCUGGGGCCGCAGCGCGGGACGGCCGUCUCAAGGUGGGGAUGCGGAUCCUGGAGGUGAACCAUCAGAGUUUGCUGGGGAUGACGCACACAGAAGCAGUGCAGAUACUCCGAAGUGUGGGCGAUGCUCUGCUGGUGCUGGUGUGUGAUGGCUUCGAUCCCAAGGCUGCAGCUGCCAUUGAGAUGUCUCCGGGAAUUAUUGCAAACCCUUUUGCUGCUGGUAUUGGACGCAAGAAUAGCCUGGAAAGUAUCUCAUCUAUUGACCGGGAUCUCAGCCCUGAGGAACUGGAGGUGCUGCAGAAGGAGAUGGAAAUGGUGAGAGAAGCGACUCAGUGGGAGAGAGAAGAAAUGGAGAAAGUGGAGUGGAUGCGUAGGGAGCGGGAGGCGGCCACGCGGCAGCUUGAGGAGGCGGCAGAGAAUGUCACGAGUGAACCUUUGCGAAUGGACUAUCGGACCCUGGCUGCUUUGCCCAGCAGUGGCUCACAGAGAGUCAAUCGCACUCCCGUUCAUUGUGAUAGGGCCACCUCCGGCACGGGGACUGACCACACUAUGCUGUCCUUGCCGGUGGCACAGGAUGGCCAGGACUGCUCCCCAGCAGCAGCAGCAGCAGCAGCAGCAGCAGCAUCCCUGACCACCAGAUGUGAGCCUGGCCCUCCCCAGGACCCCGCGUCGCCCUGCCGGCGCACGUGCGGGGCAGAAAAGCCCCCUGUAGACGAACGGGAUCCCAACCAUUGCUCCCCUCCCCGGGAGCCGGAGGCACCAGAGCAAGAGUGCAUGAUCGACUCCCAGCCCAUCCUCUUCAGCGAGAACCCCUUCGUGGUGGCCAACCGGAGGGGGAAGGCGGCGGGCAAGGCCUGCCUGGGGGGCCCCCCGCUGGGCUAUGGCAGGGAGGGAGUGCUGAAGACCAACCUUUACUCCAAGGUUCCUGAGUCGGGGACAGGAAAUUCGAGGCGAGAAACCCCUUAUUCUCCCAGUAACCAGCAGGUGAGGCUGCACGUAAGGCAGGCAAUGGGGAGAAGGCAGGUGUGCUUCCAGGGCAGAACUGGGCAGCAAGGCAGAGGGAGCUGAGGAUAAUUCCUUUAUUUGAGAGCCAUUCCUGUAUUUGAGAGUGAUACCUUUGUGGUGGAGGAAUCCCUUCUAGGAUGCAACUGGAGAACAAGGGAAGGAGCUCUUCUCUUUCAAAAUGUUUCUGAGACCCAGAAUUUAAUUAGCUGGUCAUAAACCCAGUGGAGAGCUACUGCUCUAAGGGUUAAUUUAAUUAUCAGAGUAAUUAACGAGCAGGGGAGUACCUAAGGUGACUACGAAGCGGUCGUUGCCUGUUUUGAGAAUGGCUUCACCAGUGCCUCAUGCAGACUGCGUUGAAUUCUGUACCUCAGAAAAAGUGGGGAAGUGAAGGUUUGCAGAAACCUCAGCUCUGUGAACCACUGCUGCUCGGCCUCCUGCUCUGACCCCUGUUCUGUUGCUGGCUGUGCCAGCAGCUCAUAUGGGCUCUUCAGAAGAGAACCAAAGGAGCUGUGCACACACUUACGGGCUCACCUCCCCCGAGGGACUGAUUUUCUGGAAGACUUAAGCCGCCUUUCUCUCUGAAUCUUUGAUUUUUAUCUUUCGAUUUUCCUGUAACUUUUGGGUUAUUUUCGUCAGUGUUCCCUAUUCUCACUGGCUCUUCUUAUUACACGUGCAAACUGUGAUCCUUUGUUUAAAAUCUCGUGAAGUUUUAGAUGUCAGUGCUCAUUCUAUGGCAGCGGGUUUCACAAACCAGGUGAGCCUUUUGAAAUGAAAUACUCUGAAGUGAACGUUGACAUUUUCCCUUCGCGGUCAUUAUGGGAUUGCACUGUGAGCUGUAAUGAAGUGAAAAUUGUGCUGUGUGCUCUGUCCUCAGUUGUUUGCAUCCAUUGGGAGUGUGGCUGCUCUGCAGCUGUUGGGACCGAACAGCUCUGGCAGUGACCUGGUCUUUGGUUGAGCCAUUCCAGCAGUCUGAGCUUGACAAAAGUGAACUGCCUUUUUUGCUCAGUUAAUUUGGAACCAACUCGUUGAGGUGAAUUGCAUCAUCUUGGAGUGAGGUGACUGUUAACACUGCCAGUAGUAAGAGUCAAGAACAAGAGUCAAAAGCAUAUGGCUGGGAGCAGUGGAUAGAACGCUGGAGCUGUCGUGGGCAGUAGUUCAGUCCAUCUUCUAUUGCUUCCUUAUGCUGUCUUGCAUCUCCUUCAGUUCCUAGAUCCUUAAAAUCAAGUGAGCUCCAGGGGCACAGGAAGACUGAGGGAAGGUACUGUUCAUUAUGGUAAUGCAGUGUCGGUGCAUUCUCUUCCAGCUCCAUCCGAUUGCUUUUCUGGCAGCAGGUAUACGUUCAGAGGUGUAUUUUGGGCUCUUUGCCUGUAAGUUAUCCUUUGGCCACAAAUGCCAGCUUUCUUUGAGUUUAGGGUCCUUCCAUCUAGAGGUAUUCUUGGGGUGAGGAUGGUACUCCUCGUUCUGCAAGGGACAGAGAUCUAGAUAUUCACUUACUUCACCCUUAAGCUCAGCUUUUGGAUGAAAAAAGUGCACAGGUCAGGGGUCUAGUCACCAAAUUCCGAACACCUCCAGGGAGGGAGAGCCCACAUCUUUCCAGCCAGCAGCUCCAAUGUGUGGCGACCCUCACUGUGAGAUUGCUGGUUUAUUACAAAAGCAAGUGUAGAGUCUUGCAUCUGGGGAGGAAUAACGGCGUGCAGCGGUACAGGAUGGGGAUGAGCUGCUGGAGGGGAGCUCUGCGGAGA
Messenger RNA from Lagopus leucura (white-tailed ptarmigan), 3808 nucleotides. Its product is annotated as protein scribble homolog. Gene Ontology annotation, cellular component: postsynaptic membrane; adherens junction; postsynaptic density. Gene Ontology annotation, biological process: neurotransmitter receptor transport postsynaptic membrane to endosome; neurotransmitter receptor transport, endosome to postsynaptic membrane. NCBI's taxonomy places the organism in Eukaryota, Metazoa, Chordata, Aves, Galliformes, Phasianidae. The transcript is spliced from 13 exons. Gene Ontology annotation, molecular function: protein binding. The coding region runs from base 75 to 2129 and encodes 684 amino acids. The record is from RefSeq and is a predicted model, not a curated record.